Fulvia fulva is the source of this 1458-nucleotide messenger RNA. Its product is annotated as Mitochondrial chaperone BCS1. Gene Ontology annotation, biological process: mitochondrial respiratory chain complex III assembly; protein insertion into mitochondrial inner membrane from matrix. The record is from RefSeq and is a predicted model, not a curated record. Lineage: Eukaryota; Fungi; Ascomycota; Dothideomycetes; Mycosphaerellales; Mycosphaerellaceae. Gene Ontology annotation, molecular function: ATP binding; ATP hydrolysis activity. Gene Ontology annotation, cellular component: mitochondrial inner membrane. The transcript has a single exon. The coding region runs from base 1 to 1458 and encodes 485 amino acids.
AUGGAUCAAAAUGCAUCGGGAUCCAUCAAGGCGCUGAGCGACGGCAAAGCAUCAAAGGAAGACAUUGUGAAACAGCUGGCCAAUGUCAGCAGCGGCGAUGGCAGCGUCUGGUCGCAACUGCUGAGCAACCCGUUCUUCACUGCAGGCUUUGGCCUAGCAGGACUGGGAGCUGCUCUGCGAUAUGGCUCGUUGGGUCUGAGGAGAGCCGCUGAGCUCGUGCGGCAUCGUAUGCUCGUUGAUCUCGAGAUCACGAGACAUGACGAAUCGUACAGUUGGGUGCUGAACUGGAUGACCCACCAGUAUCAGAAUCAGCUCAUGCCGCUGGCUCAACGAGAACGUGUUGGCAUAGUCGAAUCUCUGAUCCGGCGUCUUACGCCCGGUCUGCACCAUCUACAAAUCACGACACACGUCUCGCGUACAGCCAGUGGCUCCCAACAGACCGCAUUCGCUCUCGUCCCUGGCCAUGGUCGACACAUCCUCAGGUACAAGAAUGCUUUUCUGGCUGUCAAUCGCGAGCGUGUGGGCAAAAGCUUCGACGCGAAUGGCCAACCUUUCGAGACCGUGAAGUUCACCACGCUUUACUACUAUCGGCACAUUUUCGAGGACAUCUUUCAGGAAGCACACCAAAUGGCUGUGCAAAGCACAGAAGGCAAGACCAUCGUCUACACAAGUCGGAACGUCAGCUGGGAGAGAUCUGGCGAGCCGAAACGGCGAAGGCCUUUCGAAUCGGUUGUGCUCGAUAAGGGCGUCUCGGACAGGAUCCUAGCCGAUGUUCGAGAGUUUCUGGAUGCUCGUACAUGGUAUCUUGACCGUGGCAUUCCCUAUCGCAGAGGCUACCUUCUUUACGGUCCACCGGGAACCGGCAAGACAUCUUUCGUGCAGGCUCUGGCAGGUCAAUUGGAUUACAACAUUGCAAUGCUUAGCCUCAGUCAGCGUGGAUUGACAGAUGACUUGCUCAAUCACUUGCUCUUGAACGUACCUGCCCGUACAAUCGUACUUCUGGAAGAUGCCGACGCGGCAUUCAGCAAUAGACGCCAGCGAGACGAGGAAGGUUACAGUGGCGCAAACGUCACAUAUUCUGGCCUGCUCAAUGCCCUUGACGGAGUUGCGAGUGCCGAAGAACGAAUCAUCUUCAUGACCACGAACCACAUUGAUCGCCUGGACGACGCGCUUAUCAGACCUGGUCGAGUGGACAUGACGAUGCAGCUUGGCAAUGCAAGCCAGUGGCAGAUGGAACAGCUCUGGGACCGCUUUUAUUCGGAGCAGGAUCCCAGUGGAGAGGGCAAGAGACGCUUCGUACAAAAGGCGAUGGCGGCAGGCUUGGUGGACAAUGUCAGUACUGCUGCAUUGCAAGGCCUGUUUCUCUACAAUAAAGGAGACGUUGGAGGCGCUAUUGCUCUCAUCGACAAGCUUGCUGCACACAGGCCAGGAAGUCAGCCGAUACAGCAGCAGGCCUGA